Onychostoma macrolepis is the source of this 3235-nucleotide messenger RNA. It is a transcript of the gene neurl1ab, whose product is annotated as neuralized E3 ubiquitin protein ligase 1Ab. Gene Ontology annotation, molecular function: ubiquitin protein ligase activity. Gene Ontology annotation, cellular component: postsynaptic density; plasma membrane. Gene Ontology annotation, biological process: nervous system development; negative regulation of Notch signaling pathway. Lineage: Eukaryota; Metazoa; Chordata; Actinopteri; Cypriniformes; Cyprinidae. The transcript has 6 exons. The record is from RefSeq and is a predicted model, not a curated record. Bases 427 to 2010 code for a protein of 527 amino acids.
UUCAAUCUACUAAAACAACGGGGAUAGUUAUGGAUCCUUUAAGUGCGAGUUAAUUUAAUCUCUGUCAUUUUGGCAGCGCAGAUAAAUGUACGGAUCCCUCUGAAUUGCGAAAUUGAAUAUUACUGUAUCUGCUAUAUAUUAAUCAGGUAGUUCAGGCGUUGCUUAGUAACUUUCCUAAAGCUUCCAGUCACGUAAGCUAAUUUAUCAUCAAGAGCCAAUCCGUGAACAGUAGACCUCCCAAGCCCCGCCUCCUAUGCUAGAGAAUCCUCGCUGAAUGGGAGCGCGUUUGCAUGUGUGCUGUACAAUCACACACCAGAGGAGUAUCUGGCACACACUGAGAGUUACUUUAUUUAAAUGCAAAGCUACUGAAGACCAGAAUCAAGACAUUUUUGCAGGAUUUUAUUGUGUGAACAUCACUGUGCUGAAAUGGGUGGCCAGGUAACCCGUACCUCUUUAGAUGGAGGAUCCCUUCGCUGCCACCCCUUGAAGGUGAGCAUGUGCCAACAGCUGCCAGCCCCCCUGCCGCUCUGUUUCCAUGCCAACACGAAAGGCUCUCAAAUUGUGAUGGACAAGACGCAGCGCAGUGUGCGCCGAAUUGCCAGCUUCUGCAAUGGCAUCACCUUCACCAACCGGCCAGUCAGAAUCUAUGAGCAGGUCCGGCUCAAGAUCACCAAGAAACAGGGAUGUUGGAGUGGCGCGCUGAGAGUGGGUUUCAGUUCGGUGGAUCCAUCUGAUUUAAGUUCAGCAUGGCUUCCACGGUUCGCCUGCCCAGAUUUAGUUAGCGAAAGGGGAUUUUGGGCCCGAGCGCUUCCUGAGGAACAAUGUGAAGAAGGAACCAUUCUGUCCUUCUGGUUUGAUAACACAGGACGAGUGUUUUACCGGGUAAACAGCGGCCCUCCUAUCUUCUUCUUCGGUGGUGUACCAGCCGGAGAGCCGGUUUGGGCAAUCAUUGACAUUUACGGGCUGACACGUGGAGUACAGCUACUUGACAGUAAGAUGGUGCCAGCUGAAUAUCUCUGUCCUGCUGUGACUCAUGAAUGCAUGGAUGAGUGGCAUCUGUCAAGCGACUGCUCUGAGCUUGACCUUCAGGAAGAUCUGCCAUCCUUCUCAAGCUCUCCAAACGCCCUCAACUCAGUGCUGUCACGUCAGCUCAACGAUGACUUGCAUUUCCACUGUGUGCAUGGCAACGGUCUGCGUCUGCUGACUGAACACAUAGUGGUGCGUUAUUAUAACAGACGCGAGGAUUGCGCUCUGGCGUUCACGCAUCGGCCGUUGCGCUGUGGAGAGUGUGUGUUCCUAAAGGUCUCGUUGAAGUCAUCUGCUCUGAAUGGAUUUUUGUCUUAUGGAUUCACUUCCUGUAACCCAGGCCAUAUUAAUCCAAAGCACCUGCCGGUCAGUCCAGAUGACCUGCUGGACCGCAAAGAAUUCUGGGCUUUUAGCUGCCUGACUUCACCGCUUGUGGGCGGGGAUAUCAUCGGUUUCCGGGCAACUGCAGAAGGGGAGGUGCUUGUGAGUCAUAAUGGAGGGAGAGCGUGCAGAGAGAUGUGUGUGGAUAACUCCACUCCUCUGUGGAUGAUCUUCCAUUUACAGCCACACAUCAAGCAAAUCAGCAUACUGGGCACUUCCUGUGGUUACUCUCCAUCCUGUUCAGAAAUUCAGAGGUCCAUCUUUGGUGAUGUCAGUCACCUCUCAGCCAAUCACAUUUACAGUAGAGCAGUCAGGGGUUUUACGGACAGCUUUGAGUGCCGCCCACAGAGUCUCAGCAGUUCUGCAGGGACAACAUUCAGUUCACUGUCCUCAGAAUCUCCCAGUACCCCAUCAUGCUGUGCGAUUACUGGUGAGGAGUGUUUGAUUUGCUGUGAGAGGGCAGUGGACUCAGUGCUGUACGCAUGUGGACACAUGUGCAUGUGCUCCGUCUGUGGUGGGAAGCUAAUGGAGAUGUCAAACCCAUCUUGCCCCAUGUGUCGCAGCCCAAUCAGAGACGUCAUCAAAAUAUACCGCAGCAUGUAAACUGGAAACCACCUCUCCAGCAAAUAGGAUGACAAUACUGGGUGAUUCUGAAGAGGCUCCUUCACAGGUUCUCGUCCUGUUUGAAAAGGAAUUCCUGCAAGUCCAUUUAAAAGGCUGCUUGUUUGAGUUCAGCAAGGAAGAAGUAUUAAAUGACUGUUUGAUAUACUAAAUGUCUGACCAAAAAUGCAGAGAAAACCCAGAAGUACAGUAACUGCAUAAGUGAAUGGCACAACAAUAAUAUAAUCCCAGAUAAUAAAUCUCUAUUGCCUAUAAAUCUCUAUGGACAAAUGGCUAAAUGUGCAUAAUGGGAAAUCAAGCUACUAUGAGACCAAUUCUGAUUUUCAGUUUGAUAAUGUCCUACUGACUUCAUACAAAACUGUUCACAAAUAGUUCUUCAACCUGUAUAUGUUAAAUCAAUCCAGAAUAAGAAUCUGAAAACUACAUUGUGGAUUUGAUGUGUUGAUAAAUAUUUUUUUGCAAAACAUUAAACUGAAAAACUAAAAACUAUUUUACAUACCAAAGUAGACAUUCACAAAACUGUAAGUGCCAAUAACUUUUAUUUGUGUUCAUUGUGAAAUAAAACUACAACUGUAAUGCUAACCAACAGCAGAGCCUGUAAUUAUUACUGCCAAGAAAAUAAUAAUUAGAGAUUAAUGUUUUAAAGGUUUUUAUAUUAAGCAUUUAUAAUAAUGCAAUGAUUGACCACUUGAUGAUUGAAUGAUUUAGUUAACUUACAUAAUGCAUGGACAUAAACACACAAACACCAUCAAGCUAUUGUGAUGAAGAUGCAAAACAGCACUUGGCUAUUUAUUAUAAGAAUAGAUUUGAAAAUGAAGUGAUUUAAUAGGAAUAGGAAUAGCACCAUGUUUAAUUACACAAACAAAGAGACACACAGAUAAGACAGACAGAUAGACAGACAGAUAGACAGACAGAUAGAUAGAUAGAUAGAUAGAUAGAUAGACAUUUAUUUGAAAGUGCAUUUAGUCUGUAAACAGACCCUGAUAUUUGUUUAGUAAAAAAACAAAGAGACACAUUUUAACCAAAAACGUCUGCAGCAUAUUAAGACCAGCUAAGAGCAAUAACUAAAAGCCUGUUCAGUGACAAAAACAUCACAUCAUCCAGCACAAGCAGGAGUAUACAGCAUAUAAACAAGUUGUCAGUCAACAAGAGAAUUCACUUGUGACUGACUCUUUAGUGUUCCCCGAUUUUGUGAACAGAGACAACA